AUGUCUUCCACAGCAGCAGCCUCAGAGGCCUACAUAGAUGCAUCCGCUUCCUGGGAGUCGUUCAACCUUGAUCCAAGAUUGCUUCAGGCCUUGGACCAAGUUGGAUUCGAAAAACCCACCCUAAUUCAGUCAAAUGCCAUCCCUCUUGCGUUGGAGGAGAAGAGAGACAUUAUCGCCAAAGCUUCCACAGGUUCAGGUAAAACCGGUGCAUACAGUAUUCCUAUAGUCCAGAACUUGUUAGCAGAAAGUGAUGGCUCCAGUCACCACAUCAAGAGUAUCAUUUUGGUCCCCACCAGAGAAUUGUCCACACAAGUGUUUAAGUUCAUCGAGAAAUUGUUACUUUACAGCAACAACUCAAUCCAAGUGGUUAACUUAUCUUCCAACAUGAACGACCAGGUAUUGAAGUCUCUCCUCAUCAACAAGCCAGAAAUUAUUGUCAGUACUCCAAACAAAUUGAUUCAAGUUUUGGAAGCUCAAGCAGAAGAAUCGGAAAAAUUGAUCGACUUGUCCACUGUCAGAAACUUGACUAUCGAUGAAGUUGAUUUGAUCCUUUCGUAUGGUUAUUUUGAGGAUUUGCAGAAGUUGGAAACCUAUUUACCAAUCAAGAAAAAUCUCCAGACCUUUUUAAUGUCUGCCACCAUAAAUGAUGAAUUAAAUGAAUUGAAAACAAAAUUUUGCACCAAACCAGCUAUUUUGAAGCUCAACGAUGAAAAUGUGUACCAUAACAAUUUGAUGCAAUACUACGUCAAGACCACUGAAUUUGAUAAGUUCUUGUUGGCAUACGUUAUCUUCAAGUUGAAUUUGAUCAAGGGUAAGACUCUUGUUUUUGUUAACAACAUCGAAAGAGGAUACAGAUUGAAAUUGUUCAUGGAACAAUUCGGCAUAAGGAGUUGUAUCUUGAACAGUGAACUUCCUAUCAAUUCAAGAUUGCACAUUAUUGAUGAAUUCAAUAAGAACGUCUACAACUUAUUGAUCGCUACUGACGAAACUGUCGAGGAAGCAGAUGUCGAGGAAGAGGAAGAGGAGGAAGGUGAGCAAAAAGAACAGAAGGAUUCCAAGAAAUCCAAAUCCAAAUCUAAAAAGAAUAAGAACAAUGACUACGGUGUCACUAGGGGCUCAGACUUCCAAAAUGUUGCUUGUGUCUUGAAUUUUGACUUGCCCGUCAGUUCCAAGGCUUACAUUCACAGAAUCGGAAGAACUGCCAGAGCUGGAAAAUCAGGUAUGGCUUUGUCAUUUGUCAUCCCAACCAAAGAGUUUGGAAAACAUAAAGUUGCAUCAUUAAAAACUGCCAAGAGAGACGAAAAGGUGUUGCGUAGAGUUUUGAAGCAACAGUUGCGUAAUGGUUUCGAAAUCAAGCCCUAUCAAUUUGACAUGAAGCAAGUCGAGGGUUUCAGAUAUAGAUCGGAAGAUGCCUUCAGAGCUGUUAGUCAGACUGCCAUCAAGGAAGCAAGAAUCAAGGAGUUGAAGAACGAGUUGGUGAACUCAGAUAAAUUGAAAAGAUUUUUCGAAGAGAACCCUCAGGACUUGGCAACUUUGAGGCACGACAAAGAAUUGCGUCCAACCAGAAUUCAAUCUCAUUUGAAGAGAGUCCCAGAAUACUUAUUGCCAGAAAGUGCUAGACAAGACGUGAAGAAUAUUGGAUUUGUUCCAUUUCACAAGAACAAGGGCAGAGGCAAAGGUAAGAAGAAGCCUACUCGUAGCAAGGCUGAUCCAUUGAAGUCAUUCAAGCAUAGAAAGUAA
Suhomyces tanzawaensis NRRL Y-17324 is the source of this 1740-nucleotide messenger RNA. RefSeq names its product ATP-dependent DNA/RNA helicase. Bases 1 to 1740 code for a protein of 579 amino acids. Gene Ontology annotation, cellular component: nucleolus. The record is from RefSeq and is a predicted model, not a curated record. NCBI's taxonomy places the organism in Eukaryota, Fungi, Ascomycota, Pichiomycetes, Serinales, Debaryomycetaceae. The transcript has a single exon. Gene Ontology annotation, molecular function: nucleic acid binding; RNA helicase activity; ATP binding.